Molecule: messenger RNA, 1638 nt
Organism: Spathaspora passalidarum NRRL Y-27907
Lineage: Eukaryota; Fungi; Ascomycota; Pichiomycetes; Serinales; Debaryomycetaceae
Exons: 3
Coding region: 75-1064 (329 amino acids)
Molecular function (GO): oxidoreductase activity, acting on the CH-OH group of donors, NAD or NADP as acceptor
Source: RefSeq, a predicted model, not a curated record
GUGAAGCAAAAAGAAAAAUGUAACGUAAUGGAAAACUCGAGCUACUACACUUCUUUACUCAAGUAUAUGGGUAAAUGCCAUUUUCACUCGAUGACAUAAUAGAUGUGUUUACCAAGAACACAUUUCUUGUUGUGUUGGUCGAGAUAUUGCUAAUAAUAUUUACUAGAAAAUCAACAAUCCCAUACUAUAUUUUGCUAACUACUAUACUAUUGCUAAUCUUAUCUAACUGGACCAAACAUCAUAAUCUACCUCAAUCCUGGAAUAACCUCAAUGAGAACGAUAUUGUACUAAUCACUGGUGGGGCAAAUGGUUUAGGUCUAGCUAUGGUGGAACAUUUUUUGGCAAAGAAAAUAACAAUCUACGUGUUGGAUGUGACUGAACCAGCACUUACGAAUGAGAAACUUGUAUUUGUGAAAUGUGAUCUUGGAAAUGAAGAUACGUUAGGUUUGGAAUUACAAAGAAUAAUUCUGGAAUUGAACCAAUCCAACCGUCAUAUAAGCGUGCUUAUCAAUAAUGCUGGGAUACGUGAUAGCCGUUCAUUGUUGAAUCUCAAAGAAGUGAAAAUUAAGAAUAUGGUGAAUAUCAACUUUAUGGCUCCUAUUUGGAUAUUACGAGAAGUUAUCCGGAACCAUAUAGAACAAGUUUUACCCAAGGAUCCCGAGGCAACGUUGUUUGUUGUUACUGUGUCUUCGAUUUUGGGGACAUUAGCUCCCAAAAACUUGUCAAUAUACGCGGCAACAAAAGCCGCGUUGAUUCUGUUGCAUGAAGCAAUGUCUCAAGAAUUGAAGGAGUACGAAGGGAUAAGAACCUUGUUGGUGACUACCGGACAAUUAAGCACAGCAAUGUUUCAAGAUGUUGAACCAUCAAGACUAUUCUUUGCACCGAUUGUCAAUCAUUUUAAAUUAGCUCAAGAUAUUGUUGCCAAGAUCGAUGUUGGUUACAGUGGAACCAUUUGCCGUCCAUUUUAUGCCAAUUUCCUCCCCAUGGUACGGACAUUUCCUACAAUAUUACAAGACUUUUGUCGUAAAAUUUCCCAAAUGGAUGAUAAAAUCAAGGACAAUUAAUCCUAUGUGCAUAUAUUAUAUACCUAAAGACUCUUUUUAUCCACCUUUUCAAACUCAUUACCUAAUAACUCAAUAAAUUUAUCUCUAUUGAAAAAUCCAAUUACAUCAAAAAACUUGGUAAACUCAAAUGAAGUAACCACUCUCUGUUUUCUGUCGCCAAAUGUAACGCUAAUAUGAUAAAUUGGAUCAAAUUUGUUGGCAGUCCAUGUGGCAAUUGUGACUUUUCUUCCCUUUUUGUUGUAGCCGGUGUAUUUCACAUUUUUGUUCAAGAAGUUAAGUAAAUAUAACAACCCACUACAGAAUCCAUAAAGCACAAUUGAAAUCACAGUGAUGUUGUAACUUUCCUUGAAUGUGAAUUUCUUAUCCACAAGAAAUAAGAGACCAGCGAUGACAACAGUGGCUACUCCCAACCCUAAUUUGAUAUCUAUUAGGGCAAAUGAUUCUUCAUAUCCAAAUUGUUGCAUUACUUGACCCAAUUGAUCAUCAGUGGCUUGACGUAAAUCAUUAACCGAAUUUAAAUUGGUCUUUUUAAGUUCAGAGGACAUCUUUUUCAGCUAUACUAUUGCUUGUAUUC